GUUCAGAUGGUUAUUGACAACGUGGUUCGACGUCGUCGUGUACCACAGGUCGGGGACGUACGUCAUCUCGCUGAAAAUCAGGCAGAAUCACGAAUUUGAGUGCUUCAGUCGAGUCAACGGCAAGUGUGUGAAAAGUCGCCGCGGUCUUAACGCGCAUGUUACAUAUUAUCCAUGGCCUACCUCCCCGCAGUAUUUGCACUGAUUCUAGACUGAAUGGUUCUACUGGGAAUUUUGAUAGAAAACAUGCAGACGUUGUCAAGGCCAUGUAGACCGCCUGUCGAAGGAAAACGACUGUGAAUUCGCUGACUUCCCAGGGGGUGCAUGCGAAGUGUUUCUAGCGGGGGUGCAAACGGCUCAGUGGCUACCGGUCUAAAUUGUUCUUCUUUCCAAUUUUCUUGACUUACAUUACACAACGCGUUGACCUCAUGUUGAAUUCUCCGCUCCACUGCUUUCUUCGUGGAACGCGUUCCACGUGUCAUUUCGUGUAAUCAGCGAUUCCCUCUCCCGAGGCGGUCCUCCCGGGCCCCUAUUUUUUUUUGAAAGCCCGGUUUUCAAUUUUGCAGUCUCUCCUCGGUCUCCAAGAGAGGCCGACCCUCUCAGGUGGAGCCUCCGCCCACAGGGGCGUUCCAGUCCACAAAUUUCUCUGAAAUCGGCGCUCUUCUCGAGCUACCAAUGAGACGGUUACCAUCAUGUCUUGUUCUCGGAGAGAUUAAUCUCCUUUCUACGACGUCCGGGUUCUCCGGCCCCGGAGCUCUGCCGCUCACUCGCGGAGUGUUGUGCACUCCGCCUAUCCAUAGACGAAGGGCACCCGAUUACUCCUAUCACUUCUAUCGAGCAUGCUACAGAGAAACGGGAGGACAGAGACCCGGGCGGGUACUCCCAGUGGGAUGGGUGACCGGAGCUGAGGCUACUCGGAUCGUUGGACGGAACUCCGAGUCAGAGACGGAGGCACUGACAAGAAGGAAGCCUGCCUUUCCUAGAGCGCGGUCCUUGCCACAGCCAGGCAUAUGGGAAGCUGAUUCUCCACUUGACACGCGCGGAAUCGACUCUAAGGACUCGAUAGGGUUUGUCGCUCCGCCGUUUCUUUUAUUUUUUACCUGUUCACCGGGUUCACUCGCUCACGCUCCUCAAAGCGCGAUGUGCCUACAAAGCAUUCCUAGCUCCACUCAGCUGCCUGCACUGUGUAGUCCUUACCAAGCCCUCUGCGGGCCAAGGGUGGCCACUCCAGCUGAUAGAGACAGUGUGAAUGUAUUUCGGUUUCCAAAGAAAGGGGAUAUACGGGGUCGUCUCACUUGUUGCUCAAAUCAGACGAGGUCAGUUCUGUACAGAGAAUUGUCUGGGUUGGCCAGUAAAUCGGCGUCCCCUGGGAGCGCACUUGGUUCUUUCGGAAAUCCCAUCACCCACAGUCUGGGUGGAUUUGCUGCUCAAGGAAGUAGACGUGGUUUCGCGCAUCGGUCCUGGCAAACAAACAAACGACUCCGGUCCUAUAAAGCAAAGAGAAGGAAGCGGUACAUUCGACGAGGCGAAACGCUUCUUCGGGUCAGCUAGACUUCUGGUCCAAUUUCGCUUUUCGGUCAAGGUUGUGUCAUCGUACCGUGAGGGGAACCUUGACGAGGUGUUUGUCUGCAGUUUUUCUUUGCACACACUUUUUUGUCAAUGCUCGUCGUCUGAAAAGGAGACGCAACAGAACUACGGCGGGGCUUGCGCGGGUCAGGUCGCCGUUGGUAAUGGGAGAAUUUUGGUUGGGUUACCCGUGUCGAGUUUUUUGCCACUGCCGGUUGCAAUAUGGUGAAUCAGGUUAUGAACAAAUCAACAAUUUUUAAACUAUGCUAUUACGAAGAGUUUGCUGAAGCUGUAUCCAACCUAUCAGAUGUAGAGAACUUCCGCCAACUCGCGCCGCAAUCCUUUAAUGUUCCUUGAGGUGGUA
Molecule: messenger RNA, 1927 nt
Organism: Toxoplasma gondii ME49
Lineage: Eukaryota; Apicomplexa; Conoidasida; Eucoccidiorida; Sarcocystidae
Exons: 1
Coding region: 673-1548 (291 amino acids)
Source: RefSeq, a predicted model, not a curated record